AUGAGCCUCUCGACAGCUUUCGCGGCCGACUCCGCCUGGCCGCUAUGGGACAGCGAGCCCGUCGACGGAGCCUUUGAAAUCGAUCUCCCGGGGGGCACCAUCGACCAGGGAGUCGUCACAAAAGUGUCCCGGCCAUGGCUGUUCGGCUACAAGCCGACGACGACCCCGAACGGGCGCGCCGUGCUCGUCCUCGGCGGCGGCGGAUACGUGCAGCUCAUGGUGGGCCGCGAGGGGGUCGCCGUCGCCCGCUGGCUCGCCGCCCUCGGCUUCGAAGCCUUCGUCCUUGUCCACCGCUUCCCGACCGCCGAGACGGGCCCUUCGUCCCCGGUGGACGACGCCAGACAGGCCCUGCGCCUGAUCAAGGAGAAGGGUGCCGGCCCGCGGGGCCUGGCGCUGUGCGGUCUGUCCUCCGGCGGCCACCUCGCUUCGGCCCUGCUGGCCGAGUAUCCGUCCUCGUGGGCGUUGACCGCCGGCGCGCCAGUCCCGAAGCCGGAAUUUGCCAUCCUCGGGUACGGGCCGAUCUCGACGAACGCCAAGGGCCACACCAUCGUGCCGAACAAGGCUCCUCUGGACCCGCCGGCCAAGCAGGAACUGUACGAUAUCGUCAUCCCCGACCAGCAGAUCGCGCGGCCGGCGCCCCCGGCUUUCAUCGUCUACUCUGCGACUGACCCCAUCGUCCCGGUGGUGAACGCGUACCGUCUGGCGCAGGGCCUCCAGGCUGCCGAGGGCUCAGUUGAGCUGCACGUCUUUGCGGAUGCGCCACAUGGGUUCGCUCUGGAUACCAAGGACUUGCCCGUCUCCAAGUGGCCUUCUUUGGCCGAGGCUUGGUUGGAACAAAAGGGUUACCUGAAGGUUGAAUAA
Messenger RNA from Colletotrichum higginsianum IMI 349063, 861 nucleotides. Its product is annotated as Esterase/lipase. The record is from RefSeq and is a predicted model, not a curated record. Lineage: Eukaryota; Fungi; Ascomycota; Sordariomycetes; Glomerellales; Glomerellaceae. Bases 1 to 861 code for a protein of 286 amino acids. The transcript has a single exon. Gene Ontology annotation, molecular function: hydrolase activity.